CCCGUUCAGCUUUCGCAGCACUCGACACCAUCAUUUCCGCGCACAGUGUUGGCCAGGUGACUUCUUGUGGACGAAGCUGAAUAGGAAGCCUCGCGAUUUCGAGUGUUCACCUGCGAGUCCUCGUCCUGGCGCCACUCGAAGAUGCCCUCGGGCCGCAAGUGCUCGCCCAGUGACGGUCAGAGUGAAGAGUGUCUUUUUCCCAAGUGACGUCAUUUGUGCAAAAUAGACCCGCGCCAUAAAAGAGUGGCUGAGGUGAGAGCAAUCAGCAGAAACGGUGACAAAUUAAGGUGUUACGGCGCGCUGAUAUUUCGCAAAGUGUGUGGUACCCGCCAAUAAUUGUUGGGGAGAGUGAAUAGAGUCGCGAGAGUGGCUGAAAAAACUCUACUUUUCCAUUCAAAUAAGAACACCAGGCAGUGCCAUUGGCGUUUACACAGAGCGGACAAUAAAAUUGCAAGACGAAUAAGAUGAACAUAACGAGCGGAGGCUUUGUGUUGCUGCUCAUGUCGUACCUCUGCUACAGUCAUCGGCUGGGGCCUUCUGAAUCCAUACUGGACAUCAUCAACACACGCCACAUCGAUCGGGUGUUGGCCGAGAGGCGCCAGAAUGCCUCGCGGGAUGAGAAGCGAUUCCUCCUGCAGAACGACCUGGACGAUGAGGAGGCGGACGGCGACAUGGAGUACAACCGAAGGAGGUCGACAGGCGUCUUGGCGCAGUACAACGACACAGCCUUUGCCGGGCCCGCCAGCCAGGACAUUUUUGCCGAUCUGCAAGCCUACAGGGCGGACAAGCUGCUCAAGUCCAGCAAGAACGCUCUGGUGGUGACUCGCAAGGAGUACCUCAAGAAGGACUGGUGCAAGACUGAACCCUUGGUUCAGCGCAUCCGAGAGGAGGGCUGUCUCAGUCGCACCAUCAUCAAUCGCUUCUGCUAUGGCCAGUGCAACAGCUUCUACAUUCCCAAGAGCCCGAGGCGGCCGAGGAGGAACCGCGGUCGCAGCCAUCAAUUGCGAAAUGGACAGGACUUCGAGGAUGAGGAUCUCACCGGUGCUGCCUUCAAGUCGUGCGCCUUCUGCAAGCCCAAGAGAUUCACCUGGAUAACGGUGACUCUGCGAUGCCCCUCCAUGACGCCUCAGCUGAGGAAGAAGCGAAUCCAGAGAAUCAAGCAGUGCAAGUGCAUAGCGGAACCAGUGAACUAAACCUCUGUGGGCGAAUGGCUUCAAAAGUAAGUGCGCAUUUUGCAAUUUUAGAUAAAUGUUAAAGAAUUUGAGCAGAAUACCACCCCAUUUCUUUGAUCGAGUAUCAAAAUCGAUACUGAGGUUUGUUGUUACAGAAGACAUUUACAUGCUAUUCUCUAUUGUAGUAACUCAUAAAAUUUGCGUUCAAUGUUUCAUUUUUCUACACAGCCCAAACUAAUUUUUAAACAUUUGCAUUAAGUAUAAAAGUAUUCUUGCCAUGAAUUAGGCAAAAGUAAGAGUUUUCUGCAGUUUUUUCUGGAUUAGAUACCGAAAACCGAAGAUAUUUAUAAAGAAAGAAAAUUAGAUUGUAAAUUAGAAAACAAAGUAUUAUUGUCCUCAAAGCACCUAAUAUAAUAUUUAUAACCUUCCCUCCUGCAUUUGCAAGGUAAGAGUCUAACAAAUAUGAUAUAGUGGAAUGUUUGGUGUUUGCGCGAAGAGAUUGUCUGAGAAUUUUGUACAGCAAGAAUUUGAAGAGGGUUGUUUUUUCAAGAAUUGUUAGGAGUGAUAUAUGAAAUAUAUCUUAGGAUAGAAUUUAUAUUUUGCAUACAGAAAAGAAAUGGUAAUUUUUGAUAAAUUUAGGUAGGUAGGGGAGAAUUAAAUUAAAUUAUACAAAUAAUGAAAACUGUGUUUUUGAUUAUUUAUAAUUAACACUGUAUAUAUUUAGAAUACCAAAGUACAUAAAUGUUUAAUUUGAUUGCCAUUUGGCAGAAUUUUCCGCUUUUCUAACUGCGAUUGGAGCUGUUCCUCCGCACCCUCCUUUCUUCAAUAACAAUUAAACUUGAGCAAGAAUAUGGAGCAACUAGAGCAAUUUCUAUGCCAGAAAUGUAAUGAAAAACGAAGAGAGCAUUCAUGUAUAUUCCAAGUAUUACACAAGUCAAAUAAAUAAUGGGCAUGUAGUAAUCUAAGAUUAUAUAGGAUUUACACUGUAUUGAGUAUAUUUGUAUAUAAAUAAGAAGUUUAUGGAAAUGAAAAUAUUGUUUUGGCGACUGUAAUCGCAAAUCUCAAGUGGUAUUGCUUCUUGAUUCGUCCACUAGAAGUGGAUGGAAAAAACGCCGCCCGCCAGUGUUGUAUUUCGUACAUUUAGAGAUGAUGAGAGAAUGACGUGAAAUCAAUGCAAAGAAUGUAUAUUUUUCCCUAUGAAAAAUUCAAUUGAUUGGUAAAAUAAAAUUACAC
Messenger RNA from Phlebotomus argentipes, 2405 nucleotides. RefSeq lists its product as uncharacterized. The record is from RefSeq and is a predicted model, not a curated record. The coding region runs from base 465 to 1193 and encodes 242 amino acids. The transcript has 2 exons. Gene Ontology annotation, biological process: animal organ morphogenesis. NCBI's taxonomy places the organism in Eukaryota, Metazoa, Arthropoda, Insecta, Diptera, Psychodidae. Gene Ontology annotation, molecular function: receptor ligand activity; BMP binding.